This is a messenger RNA of Armigeres subalbatus, 1230 nucleotides long. RefSeq names its product ADP-ribosylation factor-like protein 1 (gene Arl1). Gene Ontology annotation, molecular function: GTP binding; GTPase activity. Lineage: Eukaryota; Metazoa; Arthropoda; Insecta; Diptera; Culicidae. The transcript is spliced from 4 exons. The coding region runs from base 176 to 718 and encodes 180 amino acids. Gene Ontology annotation, cellular component: cytoplasm; Golgi apparatus. Gene Ontology annotation, biological process: vesicle-mediated transport; intracellular protein transport. The record is from RefSeq and is a predicted model, not a curated record.
ACAAGCGCAGUUGAUGCAGUCGCAAGAUUUUCGUCAUUAGUUUUCCUUCCGACGGUUUUUCCGACACCUUUUCCCUAUCGGGAUAUACGCCAACAGCUGGACCAGCACAAUCGUUCGGAAAUCGAUAUCGUGACCAAAUUGGUGUAGUGCUUUCAGGGAAUCGAGCAGGAAAAAUAUGGGAGGACUAUUUAGCUACUUUCGUGGCCUUCUGGGGAAUCGGGAGAUGCGCAUAUUGAUUCUGGGACUGGACGGUGCUGGAAAGACAACAAUUCUGUACCGAUUGCAAGUCGGUGAAGUGGUUACGACAAUUCCAACAAUCGGCUUCAAUGUUGAACAGGUCACAUACAAAAACCUAAAGUUCCAGGUGUGGGAUCUGGGCGGUCAGACCAGUAUAAGGCCAUAUUGGCGAUGUUAUUACAGCAACACAGACGCUAUCAUCUACGUAGUGGAUUCAGCAGAUAAGGAUAGGAUAGGGAUUUCUAAGGACGAGCUUUUGUAUAUGCUAAGGGAAGACGAACUGGCGGGAGCAAUUUUGGUAGUGUUAGCGAACAAACAGGACAUGGAGGGAUGCAUGAGUGUGGCCGAAGUGCACCAAGCGCUCGGACUGGAAGCCCUGAAGAAUCGAACGUUCCAAAUCUUUAAAACUUCGGCAACCAAAGGCGAAGGACUCGACCAAGCAAUGGAUUGGCUAGCAAAUGCGUUACAGUCCCGAAAAUAGUCAGCCAGCGACGGACCGACAACCUACGACAUCCCAAAAACAAACAAAAAACACAACAAACUAUGAGAUAAAGUUUUCCGAUUCUUACGCAUUUUUGCCGAGAACUGUUUGUGAACGGGCAAGGAUUAUUAAGCAGAAAUUAUUGUGUUCGGUUUAUGCCCCGUUUCGUAUGACUACAUUAAUUUCGAUUACCAGCAAAAACUUUGUAUAGAAGAAGACUCAAGAAAACCGUUAGCUAUUGUUUCGCCGUUAGUUUUUUGUUCUUUUUCGUUAAAAAAUGUGCAUUCUUGUGACCUUCCCUAAACUAAGAAAAGCAAAGCAUUAUAUAUUAGUUUGAAUGCGCAUUUCCUUUUAAAUAAUUAUUCAAAGCGUUUUGUGUCCUUUGAUAGCUGCAUCGUGAGAGUAAAGAAGAAUGUGUUUAACAAUGCGUAAUGCAGCUUGUAUAAUGGAUAGGUAAAACACCGUGUCGCAUUAAUUUAAUUUACCGUCAAUAAAAUAAUACAUAUAUACAA